CGCUGCGGUCGCGUGCUCGUACACAUGUUUACGUUUUGGCAUGUCUAGAGGUAGGCGGAAUUUUGUGGUAUGUGUGCGAGUCAAGGACUUCAUUACAACUGCAUAUUAUAUCUUUGUUUGUGCUAGUCCCAAGUUUGGAGCUGUUUAUGAAGUGUUGAACCCAGGACCGACGUCUGGGUGUUCUGGUUACGCUUUAUACACUUGUGUUGCAGGCAGAAGAUUUCAUUUGCCCUGUCAGGAGCUGACCACAGAUUAUCGCCACAGGAAAGGCCACAGGGCCAGAGACAUUACGGUUGUUACAACUCACUGACUGAUCGUCUGCUCCCAGUGACCAGCACAGUACAUCGGUACAGGCCUGUUGUGCUCAGUCUCGUGAGGUGUCGUGAGUGACCAGAUGAGCACAGACAUGAACGGUCAUCAGAACCCGGCCUUCUCCAGCCACAUCAACAUAGCCAACACAAGCCAACAUGACAAGCUCGUGGGAGGCUUCAAAAGCUCUCGCUGGAAUUCUCUACUAGAGUCAGAGGCUGAGGAGAUUGUGACCCAAUUUCAGGCCCACGGAGGUCGGAAGGGUGAGAGACAUGAGGAAGUGGAGUAUGCCACGUCGUUUGGACACCAGUUGGCAACAACAAUCUUCUUUGCCAUCAUCAUCAGUGCCAUCUACUGGCAGUUGGAGGAAAAACCAGGCUCAGGCUUUGCAGACAGGAAAGGCGUUUUCUUUUUCCUGGUUAUGAACCAGCUGUUUCUCAACAUGUCAGCGGUAGAGGUUUUCAUCAACGAGAGAAAGAUUUUCAUGCAUGAAAACAUCAGCGGCUUCUACCGAGUGUCCGUCUACUUCCUGGUCAAGAUUUUCUUCGACAUGUUGCCACUGCGACUCAUCCCAGUGGUUGUUAUGUCCCUCAUUGUCUACUUUACCGUGGGCCUACAGAUGGGCGUAGACCAUUUCUUCUUGUUCAUGCUGGGUUUGUUCUGUGUGACAAUGUCGGCAGCCAGCCUCUGCUUCUUCAUCAGCUCCACUGUGCGGGUGUUCGCUGUAGCACAAUUGUUGUUGGCACUGUGUUAUGUGCUGAUGAUGCUGUUCGGAGGCUUCCUCAUCAGCCUCAGCUCCAUUGGGGUCUGGGUCAACUGGGCCAAGUACCUCAGCAUCUUCAAGUACGGCUUAGCGCUGCUGUGCAUCAACGAGUUCAAGGACAGGGCCUUCUGCUCCAACGCCACCACCUGUGAUUACGGAAAUUUUUUUCUGGAGCAACAAGAGAUCGACUACAAGGAUUCCUGGGAUUUCUGGCACAACUAUGUUGCUCUUGGCCUCAUAGCCUUCAUCUUACUGGCCUUGACCUACAUCCAGUUGCGACUCAUGAAGAAACAUAACUGAGUUGGCCACAGACAACAAUGAUGUUUCCAUCAUUCCGUUGGACGACUUUUACAGACUCCAAGACAGAAUGGUAGCUAGUUAUACAGGUUCCUGACAAUCAAUACCAUAAUAAAAAUUCAAUGGCAUGUUUUCAUGCACAUAUGCAUAGUUACACAGACAUGUAAACACAUGCAUGCGUGCGCACGCACGCACGCACGCACGCACGCACGCACGCACGCACACACACACACACACAUACAAAGUUCGACCGACGCACGCACGCACGCACGCACGCACGCACACACGCUCCGUAGAGAUACAAUGGAGAAGGAUGAUGACGACAGAGAUAGUGAACUCAUCCAACGAGCCGGCAAUCUC
This is a messenger RNA of Aplysia californica (California sea hare), 1729 nucleotides long. Its product is annotated as broad substrate specificity ATP-binding cassette transporter ABCG2. Gene Ontology annotation, molecular function: ATP binding; ATP hydrolysis activity; ABC-type transporter activity. Gene Ontology annotation, cellular component: plasma membrane. NCBI's taxonomy places the organism in Eukaryota, Metazoa, Mollusca, Gastropoda, Aplysiida, Aplysiidae. The record is from RefSeq and is a predicted model, not a curated record.